AUGGGGGCUCCAAGCUCGACAAGAGAACCCAUCGCCAUUGUUGGCACAGCAUGCCGCUUCCCCGGUGGAGCAAACACCCCAUCAAAGCUAUGGGACCUCCUCUGCGAGAAGAGAGACGUGCAGACACCCAUCCCAUCAGAGCGUUUCAACCCAGAUGCCUUCUACCACAGAAAUGGGGAGAAGAGCGGUUGCACAGACGUCAAGAAGGCCUACCUCUUGACUGAGGAUAUCCGUGCUUUUGAUGCGUCUUUCUUCAAGAUCAACCCAAGGGAGGCUGAGGCUAUGGACCCUCAGCAGCGGCUGCUUCUUGAAACCGUCUAUGAAGCGACUGAAGCUGCUGGUCUUCCCUAUGAGGACCUCAAGGGCUCCAACACAGCCGUCUAUGUUGGCUCCAUGACUGGAGACUACCAUGAGAUGCUCCUUCGUGAUCCUCAGGACAUGCCCAAGUACAUGGCAACAGGAACAGCUCGAAGUAUCCUCUCAAACCGCAUAUCCUACUUCUUCGACUGGAAAGGUCCUUCCAUGACCAUCGACACAGCAUGUUCCUCCAGUCUUGUUGCCGUACAUGAGGCCGUCACAGCACUCCGUCUAGGAGUAUCAAACAUUGCCUGUGCUGCUGGCGCCAACCUGAUCCUUGGCCCAGAGAUGAUGAUUUCAGAGUCCAAGCUUCACAUGCUCUCACCAACAGGACGAAGCAAGAUGUGGGAUGCCUCGGCCAACGGCUAUGCCCGAGGUGAAGGUACAGCAGCCAUCAUGAUGAAGACUCUCUCUCGAGCACUGAGUGAUGGAGACCAUGUCUACGGAAUUAUUCGUGAGACUGGUGUGAACUCCGAUGGACAUACCAAUGGUAUUACCCUGCCAGGUUCAGAGUCACAGAAGGCUCUGAUUAGGCAAACCUAUACCAAUGCCGGGCUAGACCUCAUCAAAGAACGAUGUCAGUUCUUCGAGGCUCACGGGACUGGCACACCUGCAGGUGAUCCCAUUGAAGCCCGUGCUAUCCAUGAAGCCUUCUUUGAAGACUCUGCAGGCGGUUCAGACCAGAUGUUUGUCGGUUCUGUGAAGACCGCUAUUGGACAUCUCGAAGGUUGUGCUGGUCUCGCCGGCCUCAUCAAGGCUCUUGAGGCGGUUCGGAGAGGUGUUAUCCCUCCCAACCAACUCUUCAAGACCCUCAACCCUGCGCUCAAGGCUUUUGCAGGCAACCUCUCCAUUCCUACAGAGACACUACCUUGGCCGGAGAUUGCCCCUGGUACACCCCGUCGCGCAAGUGUCAACUCUUUUGGUUUUGGCGGAACCAAUGCCCACGCCAUCUUGGAGAGCUUUGACAACCCACUUCAACCAGGCCCUGUCAAAGGCAUCCUAUCAUUCCCCCUUGUUCUUUCUGCCAACUCGGAAAAGUCUCUCCGAAAACAGAUAUCCCAGCUGCAUGACACGAUACAAGAGAGUGGAGAGGAGGGAGCAGAGGCCAUUCUCUAUACGCUUGCACAAAGACGCUCUCAGCUCCCAGUCAGAACCUACUUCUCAGGGCAUACUCAGCAAGAGCUUCUGAAGAAGCUCAGUGCUGCGUCAGCUGACGAUGCUACUAUUUCAGUUGCCAGCCAAGAGACUACAAACCAGACUCCACGCAUCCUUGGCGUCUUUACUGGUCAAGGUGCUCAGUGGCCGACCAUGGGCCGUGAAAUCCUGAAGACGUCUGCCUUUGCGCGAGAUAUCAUCGCAAGGCUAGAGACUUCACUUGCGAGUCUUCAGGAACCACCAAGAUGGACACUGUCAGAACAGAUUCUCGCAGACCCCGAAACGUCUCGGCUUGGCGAGGCCGCCGUCUCCCAGCCCGUUUGUACUGCAGUCCAGCUUAUGCUGGUCGAGUUACUUCGCCAAGCUGGCAUCACCUUCAGUACUGUCAUUGGCCACUCAUCCGGAGAGAUUGCCGCUGCUUACGCAGCCGGGUUCCUGACCCCUGAAGAUGCCAUCCGUAUCGCCUACUGCCGUGGUGUUUGUGCCAAGCUUGCUGGCGGCGAAGAGGGACAGAAGGGCUCCAUGAUGGCCGUGGGCUUGUCUUAUGAAGAGUCUGCUUGCUUCUGCGAGGACCACUUCCCUGGUCGUAUCGACGUUGCUGCUAGCAACGCUCCUGGCAGCGCCACACUAUCAGGAGACAAGGACGCCAUCUUGGAGGCCAAGGCACUUCUGGACGAGCAAGGAACGUUUGCUCGUGUCUUGAAGGUCGACACAGCGUAUCACUCUCACCACAUGCAGCCUUGUGCUGAGCCUUACAUGGCACUCCUUCGUGAGUCAAACAUCCAGCUCUUGCCUGGCGAUGACUCUUGCGAGUGGUUCUCGAGUGUCAUUGGAGAGCGCAUGAGUGCCUUCAGCCACGGUCAAUUUUUGACAGGCGAGUACUGGGUAGAGAACAUGGUCAAGCCUGUACUCUUCACGCUUGCCUCAGAGCUCGCAGCCGAUAGCAAGCUACCAUGCCAUGUCGCUCUCGAGGUCGGUCCUCAUUCAGCUCUCAAGGGCCCCUUUAGCCAGACAUACAAGCGAGCUACAGGUUCCCAGCUACCGUAUCAGGGAGCGCUAACUCGUAAUUUGCACGACGUCGAGGCUCUCAGUGAUGCUCUUGGUUUCAUCUGGGCUCGCCUUGGCAAGUCUGCUGUCAACUUUGCUAGCCACGCUGAGUUGUUCUCAUCGGCAAAGACGAGCUUGUCAACAAAUCUGCCUUCCUACCCGUGGGAUCACUCUCAGUCUUUCUGGAAGGAAUCUCGCAAGUCGGCCAACUUCCGUCAACGCACAAGCCCGCCCCACCCCCUACUAGGAACUCGCUCAGCAGAAGAUGCGACCCAAGACUUAAGAUGGCUCAACAUCUUGCACUUGGAUGACGCCCCCUGGCUAGAGGGCCACAAGGUGGAAGGUCUUGUGGUUUACCCUGCCGCAGCGUACCUUGUCAUGGCGAUGGAGUCUGCCAAGUCAAUUGACGAUACCAAGACCAUCCAGCUUGUCGAACUUUUCGAUGUUCAGAUCCUCAGUGCUAUCCAGCUUAAUCAAGAUUCGCAAGGCGUCGAGACCCUGUUCACUCUUGAGAUCGACAAUGUCAACUCUCUUGUUGCCACUGCGAGGUGGUCACUAUUCACCUCCAUUGUCGGACGAGGUAGUAACUGGAAGUGCAAUGCUAAGGGACACCUGCGUGUCGAGUUUGACUCCAGGGUGCAAGACUCGCUUCUGCCGUCGCGUAACCCUCCUGUGGCGUCCCUAACCUCCGUCGACAUGGAGCGUUUCUACACCUCUCUGGCCGAGAUUGGCCUAGAGUACACAGGUGCCUUCAAGCAUCUGUCCAACGUCCAGAGACAAUCGGGCUUUGCUACUGCCAAGGCCAGUCAGAUGAGCACUGAUUUCUCCGCCAUGAUUCACCCUGCUCUGCUCGAUUCGGCCUUCCAAUCCCUGUUCGCGGCGUACUGCUGGCCUGAUGAUGGUAGCCUUGCUGCACCUUUUGUGCCAACAUUCUUCAAGAGUUUACGCAUUGUCAGCCUUGACCAUGUCCAGAACAGUCAGGAGCUGACAAUUGACUCGUAUCUGACGGAUACCAACGAUAGAGAGAUCACUGCCGAUCUCGAUAUCUUUACCAGCGACAAUGAGCAGCCCCUUCUGCAGCUUCAAGGCCUGACCUGCACAUCAUUGCUCAGGCCCGGACCCAGCAACGCCAAGGAGCUGUAUACGCAAACCGAGUGGGAGGUCGACAUCAGCUGUGCUGUCGCGUCGCUCGAUGUGCAACAACACGAUGCUGAAGGGGAUCUAGAUCUCGUCGAUCUGUGCGAGCGUCUGUCAUACUAUUACUUGAGAGAGCUCAACCGAAAUGUCGACCGCAGCGAGGUUCCAGCCAUGGAUUGGCACUUCCAGCGCAUCUUUGAGUGGAUCGACUACCUCUUCCCAAUCAUUGAAGCCGGCAAGCACACCACGAUCCGAAAGGAGUGGUCAGCAGAUGAAGGGUCAUGGCUCCUCCAGCAGGCUUCCAGGUUCCCCGACCAAGUCGAUCUCCUGCUUAUUCAAGCUGUUGGUGAGAAUCUGACUGAAGUUGUGCGCAAGGAGACCACCAUGUUGGAACACAUGGUCCGUAACGAUGUGCUCAACCGUUUCUACAAGUUCGGUCUGGGCUUCCAGCGUGCCAACGGUUAUCUGAGCCGGAUCUCGAAGCAGAUCGCUCAUCGUUACCCACGCAUGAAGAUCCUUGAGAUCGGUGCCGGAACUGGUGGUGCAACCAAGGGCAUCCUCGAGUCUCUCGGUACGACCUUUGAGAGCUACACAUUCACUGACAUAUCCACUGGCUUCUUCGAAGCUGCUGUCGAGGCUUUCGAACCGUGGGUGUCCAAGAUGAUCUUCAAGCCUCUCAACGUGGAGAAUGACCCAGUCGAGCAGGGUUUCCCAGAGGCGCAGUACGACUUCAUCGUCGCUUCCAACGUACUCCACGCGACAAAGUCACUCUCGACUACGAUGCGCAACGUGCGACGACUGCUGAAGCCUGGCGGUCAGCUCUUGCUCCUCGAAGUCACGAGCGACAUUGUUCGUGUGAGACUGAUGAUGUCCGGUCUUUCUGGUUGGUGGCUCGGUGGUGAUGAUGGUCGUCGAUAUGCACCCACUAUCACUGUGCCUGAAUGGGACUCUUUGCUGCGAUCGACUGGAUUCUCUGGUGUUGAUCACACGGUCAACGACUUCCAUGACGCCUCGAAGUAUAUGACCUCGGUGAUGUUGUCGCAGGCUGUCGAUGACAACCACGUUCCGGUCCUUCGCCAGCCUCUCGCCAGUGCUCUUGACUGGCUUCCUCAACGAUGUAUCACGAUCAUCGGCAGGAAGAACGACAUUGCCCAGCAAGUCUCACAGACUUUGCUUGCAAUGAAUGGCGCUUCGCCUGAUCUGAUCAACCAUGUCGAUUCGUUCGAGCAGCUUGCUUCCACUCCCGAGUUGUCCCUGCGAGCUGUUCUUAUCCUCGAAGAUCUCGACGAGCCGGUUUUGAAGAACAUGACGUCGGAGAAGCUCUCAGUGGCCGAACCGACUGCUCCCGUCAUUGCUCUCUCUGAGAUAGUCGGGUCUAUCAUCUCGGUUCCUGACUCGCAAGUCUUUGAUGCGCCGCAAGGUUUCAACAUCGACCAAUUAGCUUCACUACGUCAUCUCGCCCUCACGACCGUCGUAGAGGGUGUCUUGGCUGAAUAUGAAGCUAGCGAUGCAAUCGUUCUCCAUGAAGCAGACAAUUACCUGGGAGCAGCUUUUGAGGCAAAGUGUGGCGAGAUUGGUCUCAAACUUGUCCGAACCACUUCUAAAUCAGGUCAAAAGGACGAUGCCAUCUUCAUCCAUCCUCUUGCUCCCGAGCGAAUCGUCAAGAAGGUCUUGCCUCAUGUUGAGGUUGCCGUCGUCGUUGACCUCUCGGGUAGGGACUACAGCGCUGUCGACUCCCCACUGAGACGUCACGUGCCAGCCUCUACCAAAUUCUUUGAGCUCUCAGACCUGAUUGGUGACGUCACGUGUAGUCUUCGCGACGUCAACAUCCAACGCGUCUUGACCGCGUUUGAGCCUUCACUCAAGUCUCCUUCCGAUGGACCUGUCGUCAAUAUCUCGGAGAUCUCCGGGCUCCAGGCCUCGGAAACGGCUUACGCUACUGUGGUAGACUGGUCGACCGAGAAGCCAAUCCCAGUCCAAGUCCAGCCGCUGCAGGCAAACCGUCUUCUGCGAAGUGAUAGGACUUACCUUUUGGCCGGUUGCACGGGUGGUCUUGGCAAGGCUCUCUGCCGAUGGAUGGUCACCGCCGGUGUUCGGCAUCUCGCCCUCACUACCCGCAAUGUCGAAGCCAUCGACAAGGUCUGGCUUGAAGGCCUUCGUCUUCAGGGUGCCAAUGUCAGACUCUUUCAAGUAGACGUGGGCGACAAGGCUGCCCUGGAGCUUGCCCAUGCUCAAGUCACGGCCGAAAUGCCCCCAAUUUGUGGUGUUGCUAACGCUGCUAUGGUUCUGUCUGAUCGCUCCUUUGGCGAACUCAAGGUUGGCGACUUUGACAAGGUCUUUGGGCCCAAGGUCCGGGGUACACAGAACUUGCAUGAGCUGUUCCAGGAUAAACCACUGGACUUUUUCAUCAUGUUCUCCUCACUGGCCAGUGUGGUCGGUAACCGAGGACAGGCAAACUAUGCCGCGGCCAACCUGUUCAUGACAGCAGUUGCCGAGCAGCGACGAGCAAAGAACCUCGCUGCGUCGGUUAUCCACAUCGGCAUGAUUCUCGGUGUAGGCUAUGUGUCGUCCACUGGCGCAUACGAGGCGACGUUGAGACAGUACAACUACAUGCCCAUCUCUGAGCCUGACUUCUUCAACAUGUUCUCGGAAGCCAUUCUGGUCGGCCAGCCAGGAUCCAACCACGUCCCAGAGGUCAUCACUGGCCUCAACCGAUACAGCCUACAGGAAGAUGCCCCCAAGUUCUUCUGGCAUGAGAACAUGCGCUUCUCUCACCACACUCUGGAAGAGCAACACCAAGAAUCGACUAGCACCACCAAGGCCUCCAUCUCUCAGCGUCUAGCCCAAGUUCAAACACCUGCCGAGAUGCUCGAAGUCGUGGAAGAAGAGUUUUGUACCAAGUUGGAACGAAUGCUUCAGGCCGAGAGUGGCACCAUCAAGGUCUCUCAACCCUUGAUGAGUCUGGGAGUCGACUCGUUGAUCGCUGCAGAGAUCCGGUCUUGGUUCUUCAAGGAGCUUGAUGUUGACAUGCCGGUUUUGGAGAUUCUCAACACUGCAUCGGUUGCCGAGAUCUGCUCGACUGCCGUCGCAAGUCUUGCUACCCUUGCUCCUCAAGAGCAAACCGACACAAAGACCCUGGUUACGAGCGAGGCUGUCCAGUCUCUCAAUGCCGUCUCUGGAAACGGGUCCGCAUCCUCUCGAGCGCCCACCGAGUUCAACUCGUCCACUCUCAAGAGUGGUGCCCAGUCUACCCAAGGAACAAGUGUUUCUGGUGACAAGGAUACGAGCUCUGUUGAUGGAAGCGCCAAGGUUGAACGGAGUGGACCACUGUCAUUUGCCCAGGAGCGAAUCUGGUUCCUCCAACAGUAUCUGCAAGAUGCCACCACGUUCAACGUCACGAUGGCAUAUCGCAUCACCGGACCCCUGCGUGUGAAUGACCUGGAGAGUGCUUUCCAGAAGGUUAUUCAGCGUCAUGAAUCUCUCCGGACCGGCUUCCACAUGGACCCUGAGACGACCGUCCCAACUCAGAUUGUCUAUGGGCAGUCGCCAUUCAGGCUGGAACAGCACAAUAACUCCGAUGUCACCAAGGAAUUUGAGGAACUGCAAAACACUCACUACGACUUGGAGAAUGGUUGUGUGCUCAAGGCCAUUAUGUUGAUCGAGUCGGGCAAGGACGAGCAUGUCCUGCUUGUUGGCUUCCAUCACAUCGCCUUGGAUGGCUUCAGUGCCCAGAUUCUAGUCCGUGACUUGGCAAUCGCUUACUCCGGAGCCAAUCUUGCCCCUCUGGAAAAGGGAUACUUGGACUUUGCGGUGGACCAACGAGCUGCGAUCUACCCGGUCGAAACGCUGCAGUACUGGAAGACAGAGUUUGAGACUCUUCCCCCGGCUCUGCCUGUCUUUGACUUUGCUGAGACCAAGACCCGGCUGCCUUUGACCGACUACAAGACGCGAGUAUCUGAACGGAUACUGCAGCCGGAUGUUGCUGGCAAGGCCAAGUCUGCUGCCAGGGCUCUUGCUGCGACUCCCUUCCACGUUUACCUCGCAGCCCUGCAGGUCCUGUUGAGUGACUUCGCCUCAACUCAAGAUGUGUGCAUUGGCAUCACUGAUGCUAACAAGACCGAUGCUGCUCACAUGGACACGAUCGGCUUCUUUGUCAACCUCCUUCCAUUGCGUUUCCAACUUUCGCCUUCCCAGACACUGGCUGAGCUCGUCUCCAACACCAAAGCCAAGGCUAAUGGCGCCCUCACCCACUCUUGUCUGCCUUUCGACGUUCUUCUCGAUGAGCUUAAGAUUCCCCGGUCGACCUCACACAGCCCGCUCUUUCAGGUCGUCUUGAACUUCAAGAUGGGAUCGACGCAAAAGGUGCCCCUCGCUGAUUGUCAAGCUGAGGUUAUCGACUUCAAGGAUGUCAAUAACCCAUACGAUUUAGCGUUUGACAUUGAAACCUACCCCGAUGGCUCAACCUCGAUCAGUGUCAAGAGCCAAGAGUACUUGUACACCAAAAAUGAGCUUAACCUUAUCCUCGAGUCUUACGUCAACCUCCUGGGUCUCUUUGAAAAGGACUCAUCCAAGACCAUUGGACAAGUCUCACAAUGCGCUCCAGACGAGGCCCAGAAGGCUCUGACACUGGGACGCGGAGAGAGGAUUCCCUCGCCAUCUUUUGACACCCUGUCACACUACUUUGAGGACUGGGUCAAGAGGCAACCCGAUGCCAUCGCGAUUCGCGAUGACCAGGGAACGACUCUGUCCUAUUCUCAACUCAAGUCGUUCGUCAACAACAUUGCUGCCACCCUGGAAAAGUCUGGCCUUACUCACGGAUCACGUGUUGGAGUCUACUGCGAGCCGAGCAUCUUCAUCAUUGCGUCCCUACUGGCGAUUGCCGAGGUUGGCGGAGUCUACGUGCCGCUGGAUCCUCAGAACCCCAUCAAGAGACUACAGCUCACUGUCGAUGACUGCGAGCCAGACAUUCUUCUCUUCGAUGAGUCUACAAAGGAGCUGGCGCCCGCGCUUCGGACCAAUGCAAGCCUCAUCAACAUCUACAACGUUCGACGGCUGCCAUCGAGCGCGGCCGUCACGAACCAUGCUCAAGGAUCGGGUAUGGCCUACAUGUUCUACACCAGUGGUACCACAGGAGUUCCCAAGGGUGUUGCCUUGACGCACGCAAACCUUGUUCACCACAUCGACUCCAUCAUUCACUUUUAUGACAUCAAGCGAGGUACUAUGCUUCAGCAGGCACCUCUGGGCUUUGACAUGUCGCUCACCCAAAUGUCUCUGUCGACCAUGCUGGGCGGGACGCUUGUGGUAGCAUCCAGUGAAGCCCGGAAGGACCCUCUGCAGCUCGCCAAACUGAUGCUGUCUGAGAGAGUCACUCACACGUUUAUGACGCCCACUCUGGCCGUGGCCCUGAUCCACCAUGGCUACGAGUAUCUGGUAAAAUGUGUCGACUGGGAGUUCUCUCUUCUUUCUGGUGAAGCUUUCCGCGUGCAUGUCAUCAGCGAGUUCCAGCGACUUGGUCUUCCACAACUCAAGCUUUUCAACGGCUACGGGCCGACCGAGAUCACCAUCAACAGCAGCAGUGGUCUGAAUGAACUUGAUCCUGCUGCCCCACGAGAUACUCGCAAUCCUACAAUCGGCCUCACGCUGCCCAACUACUCCUGCUACAUCCUGGACGAGGACCUCAAGCCAGUUCGUCCUGGCCAUGCGGGUGAGCUGUUUGUGGGCGGUGCAGGUAUUGCAGUCGGUUACCUCCGAAGAGAUGAACUCAACAAAGAAAGAUUCCUUCCUGAUCCCUUUGCAUCCUCAGAGGAUGCCGCCCGGGGCUGGAACCGUAUGUACCGCACGGGUGACAAGGCAAAGUUCAUCCCUGAUGGAAGAAUCGUUUUCUUGGGACGCAUUGCAGGCGAUUCACAGAUCAAGCUUCGAGGAUUCCGCAUUGAGCUCGAGGAUAUUGCCAACACCAUUGUCAAGAGCUCAGGUGGUGUCGUUUCCGAAGCCGCGGUCUCUUUCCGACAGGGCGUCAAUGGACCAGAUGAUAGCGCCUUUCUCGUCGCUUUCGCUGUCGUCUCCCAGACCCAUCGACCCGAGGACCCAUCCGCUUUCUUGAAGCAGCUUCUGAAGGAUCUCUCCCUUCCUCGAUACAUGAUUCCUGCCAAGAUUGUCCAGGUCGAGCGGCUGCCCAUGGGCCCAACUGGCAAGCUGGAUCAGAACACCCUUGAUCUGAUGCCCAUUCCCCAAGAUGAGGAAAUCCAUGAAGAGAUUCUUACCACAACCCAAGAGAGACUUAGAGCCUUGUGGUUCGAGGCCCUCCCUGCUGUUGCACCUGGCGCUUUCAUCGGCUCUGAGACAGACUUUUUUGAGGCUGGUGGCAACUCCCUCCGCAUCGUCAUGCUGAGGGAGCACAUCGCUCGUGAGUUUGGAGUCAUGGUGUCGGUGUUUGACCUUUUCCAGGCGAGCACACUGGGUGGAAUGGCCGCAAAGAUUGACGGCUCUACUGCAGCAGAUGACCAACCGAUCAGCUGGGAUGAAGAGACCCGAGUCGAUAUCCCUUCUGGUCUCGAAACGCCGGAUGACCCUGCUAUUCUUGACAGCGAUGAACUGGAGGUGGCUCUAACUGGUGCUACGGGUUUCCUCGGACUCGCUAUCCUCAAGUCUCUGUUGAGGGACGAGCGGAUUUCUCGCGUCCACUGUCUCGCAGUCAGGUCUCCUAGCAAGGCAACCGACGAAGUCUUUAAAUCUCCGCGGGUCGUUGUGCACCCUGGCGAUCUAUCAUCUCCCCGACUAGGCUUAUCAGAGGACGAGUUCGACACGCUGUCCAAGAAGCUUGACAUCAUCAUUCACAAUGGAGCCGAGGUGUCGUUCUUGAAGUCCUAUCAGUCUCUGAAGAGGGCCAAUGUCUCAUCGACAAGGGAGUUUGCCCGAUUGGCAAGUGGCCGGCAGAUUCCCUUCCACUUUGUCUCAACUGGUGGUGUUGUCAACCUCACCGACCACGAUGGCCUUCCUGAGACGUCUGUGUCUAGCUUCAAGCCGCCAAUCGAUGGAACGGAGGGCUACGCGGCUUCGAAGUGGGCCUCUGAGGUUAUCCUCGAAGGUCAUGCGGAGAGAGCUCAUCUGCCAGUCUGGAUUCACCGUCCAGCAAACAUUACCGGGUCCGCAGCACCAGCUACCGACCUGAUGGGAAGCAUCAUUCAGUAUUCAACCAAGAUGCAAUCUCUACCGGAGAUCUCAAACUGGAACGGCGCAUUUGACUUUGUUCCUGUCGAGCAAGUGGCUGACGAAAUCGCUGCUUCGAUUCACGAAAGCAGAAGCUCAGUGCCAGUUUACAGACAUCACUGCGGCGAUCAGAAGAUUUCUGUCAGCGAGCUCCCUGCGCACCUUGAGGCUGAGGUUGGUGCCAAGAUGGAGAUGGUUGGGGUUGAUGAGUGGUUGGUGCGAGCUAGAAACACUGGCCUCGACGAAAGGACGGCUCUUCUAAUAGAGAAGAUGUUGAGUGGUGAGAAUGGGGGUACUGUCCCUUGGCUUCGAAAGGGAGAGUAGGAAGGUGGCGUUAUAAUGGUGGUUGAUUUGGUUAAUUUCUACUGUACGGGCGUCUGGUUGUCUUUUUUAUGGGCAUUUUCUGUCCUUCUCCAUAUGUGCUUCAACAUCGGGGACCAAGAAAGGAGGAUGUUCAAUACUAGAAUGAGUGUGGAAUGGGUUUAGAGCAUACCGCAUCGUAAUUACCUGCUGUAAAAAGAUGGUUCUAUAAACGAUGAAAGCAUUUUGUC
Molecule: messenger RNA, 11456 nt
Organism: Fusarium vanettenii 77-13-4
Lineage: Eukaryota; Fungi; Ascomycota; Sordariomycetes; Hypocreales; Nectriaceae
Gene: NhPKS10/NhNPS9
Exons: 4
Coding region: 1-11229 (3742 amino acids)
Biological process (GO): fatty acid biosynthetic process; secondary metabolite biosynthetic process
Molecular function (GO): phosphopantetheine binding; fatty acid synthase activity; 3-oxoacyl-[acyl-carrier-protein] synthase activity
Source: RefSeq, a predicted model, not a curated record